AUCAUUAGUAUUAAAGAUGUUGUAAAUCAAUGAUAUUGUUAUUCAAACUGUUAAUGACCAUGUUACAUAACUUUAAUGAUUCAUUCAUAGGCGUUGAUGACGAAACCAUAAAACGGUAACAAUGGAUCCAAAAUUGUUAAUAAUGUAAUUGUAAAGAAUUGAUAAGUAUAUUGAAAUCGUUAAUAGUGAUGAGGUAUACUAAUAACGAUUCAUUUCAUAAAGGCUGAUAAUGUCAUUGCAAAAUGUUAAUAAUGGAUUGCAAAUUGCCACGAAGUAAGAGAGAGCAUAUAUUUUUAAUUUUCAAUUUUAAUUAUAAAAAAUAAAAAGUAUUAAGUUCGAAUUUAUUAAAUAAUAAUAUUUAAUUAAAUUAAUUUUGAAUUUCCUUUUCAUUGUAGUGGAGAGAGAGGGUUAUGGAGAAGAUCAAGGGAGAGAGAGAAAGAGAAUUAUUAAUGAGUAAUAUUAAUUAUAUUUUUAUAAUAUCUUAUUUAUUCAAACUAAAUAUUAACUACUAACCAUCAUUAACUACCUAAUCUAGUAUAAGCCAAUAAAAAUCAUUUAAGAACCUCCUUAAACAAUGAGGCUUAAGGACCGGAUCCAACCCGAUUUAUGGUUUCGUUGCUUCACUAAUCGGCGGUAGUAAGCGACUAAUAAUGAAUUAUGUUUUAUUUUCAUGAGUAAGAUUUGGAAAAAUAAACUCCUGAUGAAUUGGUUCAACUAGUAUCAUAAAAUCCAAAUGCAGAGUAAACACUUGUUGGGUUGAAGUCAUAAUGGCUGAAAGACCAUUUUUUCCAAAUCAUACUGAAUUCAACGACGAUCUUGCAUUUUGGUUUUGAUGUCGUUUUUUCACAGGGUUCAGAGUUAAAUAUUUUACAUUGAAUCUAAAUCUAAAAAUUGUUCAUCCUCAAAAAAAAAAAAAAAAAAAAAACAUAUAUGACGAUCUUGCAUUUUUGUUUAGAUGUCGUUUUUUCACAGGGUUCAGAGUUAAAUAUUUUACGUUGAAUCUAAAUCUAAAAAAUAUGAGGAUCUUGCAUUUUGGUUUAGAUGUCGUUUUUUCACAGGGUUCAGAAUUAAAUAUUUUACGUUGAAUCUAAAUCUAAAAAUUGUUCAUCCUCGGCAAAAAAAAUUCAAAACUUGUCAGAUAGCCACAUGACCAUCCGGGUCACCUCAGUAACCAAGAACGAUCAUCUACGGCGUCAAAGAAUUUGAAAUUCAUCUCAACCGUUAAUCACGCUCUGAUCAUGUGGCCACAAUUCAUCCACCAAGCUUGGGAUCCUAUCUCCUUAGUGCUAAAGGAAACAGGCGUCAAAGAAUUUGAAAUUCAUCUCAACCGUUAAUCACGCUCUGAUCAUGUGGCCACAAUUCAUCCACCAAGCUUGGGAUCCUAUCUCCUUAGUGCUAAAGGAAACAGAGGUACGAGCCUAUAGAACAGAUCCUGUUCAAGUAAGGUCGUGAUAAAUGGACUUUCGUUUGAGCCUUAUAAAGAGAAGCGAGGUGGAAGAAACAAGUGAUGUGGUAGAAUAGUAGACGCUAAAGUCAAUUGGGCCUCUUCCGGCCCAGUUUAACUCAUAACAUGGUUCCUGCUGCUGGAACUUCAUCAAGAAACGAGAACUGAAAGAGCUUCUUCAGCAGCAUAUGAUUUUCUGCUAUUUUCCUGUUUUUUCAUUGGCUAAAGACCAGCUGACAUUUAUCCUUUAGGGAAAUGGCUUAAAAGGACAUGAUGAUGCCGGCGGCCGGCCGCUGGACUUUCUCAGGUGGGUCUCUCUACUUGCAAAGGCUCGACGGUUGCGAUCGUUGCCGCCGCCGGCUGGAGCUGAACUGCAUGGAAAGAUCAUCAAAGCUGUUGUUGAUGUUUAAGAUGGAACUCUUCCUGCCUGCCAAAGAAAAACUAUGUAAAUUGAAGGGAAAGGAAAAGAAGUCGGGAUUCCAGACUUCUGAGUGUUAAUAGAACGAAUAUGCAGCUGCAGGCCCUGUUUUCGAGUUCAUUGGGCCGAGCGAGGCCCACGACUUUGUUAUGUUGGAAGCUGGUAGUUUCUUCAAUUAUACCAUAUUGUUCGUUUUGGCCGACUUGCUAUUCGUUUUUUUUUUUGGUAGAAACUUGCUAUUCGUUAUAAUGCUGAAUCGGGAAGAAAGUAGACACGACCUUACUUGAACAGGAUCUGUUCUAUAGGCUCGUACCUCUGUGUCCUUUAGCACUAAGGAGACAGGUUUCCAAGUCUGGUGGAUGAAUUGUGGCCACAUGAUCAGAGCGUGAUUAACGGUUGAGAUGAUCUCUGAGCUCGUCAAAGUUGUAGAUGAUCGUUCUUGGCCGCUGAGGCGGCUUGGAUGGUCAUGUGGUUGUCUGACAGACUAUAUAUUUUCUUAAGGUUUUUGCUUUGUUGGGCCGACGUCAGCCCAAAAGAAAACUGGUCCAAAUAUCUUUGGGUUGGCUAUACUACUUCUGAGCCGAAUUAUUGUUGCAUAUUGGGCCUUUUUUUGAACAAACCCAGCAGAUUGGGUUCCUCACAUCCUUAGUAUAGGUUGAAAGUUGAAACCCAUUAAAGGGUACAGUAAAUAUAUAGACGAAAGUGACAAAUAAGUGCUCAAAUUCCCAUGGUACAGAUAAAAUCUAAAAUUUCAUGAAUAUAAAUAAAACUAAGAAGAAAAAUACUUCUCAAAAUAAUGCUAACUUUAAUAAAAUCUUAAUUAUUCUGUAUAAGUGAGUUUGUAGCUCAAGUAUUUAACGUGUUGGACUCAUCUAAGAGAGAGUUCAUAUACAAAUGCACCCUCUUGUUGGUGUUCUUUUUAAAUACACUCUUGUACUCUUAAAAUCUUGGAUAGUAAAUCAAUAAUAAAGUAUUGCAAAGUAAAAUUUUGUAUAUUUAACAUCCUAGUGAAGAUAUUAUAUUCCAUUCCUAUCGUAACAAUUAAUCAUUCCUCUACUACGAAAUACCAAGAAGUCAUUGGAUAAAUGCACGUUGCACCAAACACCCUCAAAGCUAAAUUAGUUGAGUUAACGAGUCUUCAAACCCCACUUAGAAGCGCCAAGCAAGAGUCUAAGACAUUGCCUAUAUGAGAAUGCAUGCAUCCCACAACUACAACUACAUUACGGAUAAUGGAUUGGUCUAAUGGUAAUACCACUAGCAUUGGACUGAAGGUUCCAUAUUUGAAUCUCUUUAGUAGUACCUAAUUAACAUAUAUUCUGUUAAUUAACCUCUCUACUCUAUACAUUGUUUUAGAUUGAAAACUACUUAACUCGGUUAGCAAAUAAUAAAAAGCUCAUUAUUUUCCCAAAUAACUAAUAGGGAUGACAAUUUCGACCCGACCCGUUUUACCCGAUCUGUUUGGCCUGUUUUGGGGAGGGUCCGACCCGCCCGUAGGCGGGGCGGGGCAGGCAUGGGUACUCUCAUUGAUCCGACCUGCCCUGUCCCGCCCCAUUCUCGACCCGUUCUUGCCUAAAUUACAUGUAAUCUCAGUCAAAUUAUUUAGGAAUUUUCUUUUAUUACAUCAUAAUUUAGCUAUAAUAAAGUUGUAAAUUAGUGAAAACCUCAAUUUCUUUGAUAAUUUAACUACAUUUAUCAUAAUAUUGUUUGUUUUCUUGGUCCUAUAAUAAAAAUAACGAAUAUUUCUAAUGUUUUUCAUAUAAAAUGCAUACCCAUUGAGUCGACCUGCCCCGACCUGCGACCCGUAAUAAAUUACCCGACCUGCCACGAAACGGGUCUGAAUACCAAAAAACCCGUUCCGGACCUGCCCAUUGCCAUUCCUAAUAACAAACCGAGUGGACACAUCAACAAAAAGAGAGUGGGAUCUAUCAUCUCUGUACAUCCCAUAAUAAAACUAAAGAUAACCCAGAAUAAGCAAGCGAGAAGCAACCCAAAAAGAAAGGGGAAAUGAUUUGAGAUAUGGGUGCCUGUCAAAGAGAUAAAUGCUAAUUAAUCUA
Messenger RNA from Linum trigynum, 3916 nucleotides. The record is from the annotation of a GenBank genome assembly. NCBI's taxonomy places the organism in Eukaryota, Viridiplantae, Streptophyta, Magnoliopsida, Malpighiales, Linaceae.